Messenger RNA from Lindgomyces ingoldianus, 294 nucleotides. RefSeq lists its product as uncharacterized. The transcript has 2 exons. Gene Ontology annotation, molecular function: protein binding. The record is from RefSeq and is a predicted model, not a curated record. NCBI's taxonomy places the organism in Eukaryota, Fungi, Ascomycota, Dothideomycetes, Pleosporales, Lindgomycetaceae. The annotation marks the transcript as partial.
GCAGCAUAUUCCAAGCGCAAAGCGACUGUGGAGUUGUUCCUCGUAUCCGACGUCAAACUGAAUUCCGAGUCGGAAUCAGGGUAUUUUGGCAACGCACUGCAGGCGGCUUCUUAUGAUUGGCACAUACAGAUCGUGAAGCUGUUGCUCAAAGCUGGCGCAGAUUCUGGCGUUGAUGUUAACGCACGGGAAGGUCAUUUUGACAAUGCUCUACAGGCAGCUGCUUACGAUGGAGAGGAUCAAGUUGUCGAGAUACUUCUCAGUGCUGGGGCGGACGCGAACACAAGGAGCUUGUAA